CCGGCUGGAGCAGUAGCUAAAAUUGCUUCCCUUACUGGAGUGCAUCACCUCUUGCUCACCCUCAGCUGCUCUCUCCAAUAAAACUGCUCCACUUCCGUUCUUACACUUCAGUUCUGCAGUUGCUCCGACAUCUCCUCCGUCUCAGGGAGAGCAUACACACAGAGAGGCCAUAGCCAUGACGACCAAACUGGUCAUCCAGCAGCCACAGCCUGUAGUGGAGACGGUGCAGUCCAACCAAUGGAGCUCUGGCAUCUGCGACUGCUGGGAGGACAAGGCCAACUGCUGUUUUGCGUUCUGGUGUCUUCCCUGCUUCACCUGUAAGACGUCACAGGACUACGGACAGUGUCUGUGUCUCCCCCUGCUGGACCUCGGCAUUGUACCCCCAAUUACCCUUUCUAUGAGAGUCUCCAUGCGCAAGCAGUAUGGCAUCACGGGUACCAUCUGUAAUGAUUGCCUCUACGCCACAUUCUGCAGAGCUUGCACCUGGUGCCAGAUGGCCAGAGAAAUGAAGCAACGCUUCCAACCCAUCGUACUCAUCAACGCCAAGACCAAAGAAUGAUCCUCCUCUUCUUCACUGUCCAAGAAGACCAAGAAGAAUCCCACUUCUUCUUCACUAACAUGGAGCAGUGACCAGUCUCUUCCUCAUAAGUGGUCUUUCUUCUCUUUCUCAGUCUAGAACAGCAAGAAUUCAUGGGAGAAGCUGACUCAAACUCUCACUGCUGCCACUGCUGCCAGUCA
Molecule: messenger RNA, 738 nt
Organism: Megalops cyprinoides (Indo-Pacific tarpon)
Lineage: Eukaryota; Metazoa; Chordata; Actinopteri; Elopiformes; Megalopidae
Product: cornifelin homolog B-like
Exons: 4
Coding region: 176-559 (127 amino acids)
Source: RefSeq, a predicted model, not a curated record